AUGGCAGAAAACAAAAAUGGGAUGGAAAUUCUGAAAAAGACAGAAACUUCAGACCACUCAAAAUCCAAUACUCAUGCAGGUACCGGUACCACAGCUACAGCUACAGCUACAGCUACUGCUACAGGUACUAGGGCUGUGAGAAGAAGAGUCAAGACUCGCAGGUCUUCACCAGUGGAAGGACUCAAUCUGGACAAUGAUGAAAUUACCAAAAUUGUGGAAGCCCGACAGCUCUUAAGAAGAAACUCAGAACACCCUUCCACUGACAAUGACAAUGCCCAAGAAGAACAAUGUUCUCAAAACAAUCCAAAACAGGCAUCUUCCACUGCAGGCACAUGUGAGCAUGAGCAUGUCCCUGGGGCCUAUGCAGGAGCCCCUGGUACAAGUCCACAAAGGAACCUACGACCACGAUUCUCUCUUCUGGGCGUUACUUCAUCUCCAGAUGUCACUCAAAUAAGACAAGAAAUCAUGGCAGGGGAGGACGAGCAGCGAACACUCAAGCAGGGUCAACCUGUUGGCAACCACAACGGUGCGCUCAGUACUGAGCAGCAACAAGACCCUACAAAUACAGCUUGCCUGCAGCCUGUCCCCAGAGGCAAUACUACAGAUACAACACCCAACGCCGACCGUCCAACCAACAAUGAAAAUCCAGAAGGACUAUCAGUGGCAGAAAUGGUACCAGAGGAUGAGGAGGAAGCAAUGCGCCAUCAGUUGCCACGGGCUGCACAUUUUGACAUGGACGAAUCCACGCAACGAAGACUACAAGCAAGGAAACAAUUCCGAAACAGAAUUAUUCUGGGAGGCACUUUGUUCCUGGCAUUAUUACUCAUGAUCAUUUUGAUGGCAAUUCUCAUUCCUAGCAGCAAGGAUAGUACUGCUACCAACACAGAACCAUCAACGGCUCCCGCUCCUACUGGCAUGCCUUCACAAAUGCCCACUGCCUUCGACAUCUACAUCAUGUCUUUCUUGCCAGAGCACUCCAUCCUAUCUAUCCAGCAAAACCGCGAGUCGCCUCAGUCCAAAGCAUGGCAGUGGCUCAUAGAACAAGACAGAGACUCUCUACAAUUAUUAUCCAUUGACAGAAUCAUGCAAAAGUUUGCCCUUGCCACAUUGUACUUUGCCACUGCUGGGGAAUCAUGGACCCAUAAUGACAACUGGCUUAACCACAGUAUCCAUGAAUGCGAAUGGUACACAAAACAAGAAUUUGGCAUGACAUCAUUUUUUAGCGGUUUGUACCCUGGUGUCUUCCAGGAGGUCCAACAACCGGAUGCCCUUUGUGAUGAAGAUGGACUGUACCAACACUUGUGGUUGGAUCAAAAUAAUCUUGUGGGGUCGCUGCCAGAUGAGCUGUUUCUACUGACAUCGCUCUCAUCUCUGUCCGCAAGUUUCAACAAGGAACUGCAGGGCCCAAUUCCCAGUCAAAUUGGACAGUUGACCCAACUGGAGGGAUUGGGGAUUAGUUUCAUCAGCCGUGGCGGAUCCAUACCAUCUGAAAUUGGUGGCUUGACGAAACUGAAUUCGUUGGCACUAUUUGCCAAUGACCAUGAUGGGACCAUGCCAACCGAAUUGUGGCAGCUAUCCAAUCUGCAGACUUUUUCUCUUAUCCGCAAUCAGAAUUUGAAAGGCACGAUCUCAACAGAGAUUGGAAAUUUUCAAUUUCUCCAUCACUUCAACUUGGGUGAAUGUGACAUGUCUGGAACGAUCCCUUCUGAAAUAGGCCAAGCAACAGCCCUAGAAUGGAUUACGUUGCACGCAAACAGACUCUCUGGAAACGUUUCUAGUGAAUUGGGACGGCUCGCCAGGCUGCAGAUACUGGGAUUGUUUGAGAAUGCUCUGGAGGGUGCAUUGCCCACCGAGUUGGGACUUUUGACAUCAUCACUGGUGAUGUCGUUUCGUUACAAUCAGCUCACUGACCAUGUUCCCAGUGAACUUGGUCUCCUUUCCAAUCUCACAGUUUCCCUGGUUCUUGCCAACAACAGCCUCUCGGGGCAGAUUCCAUCGGAGCUUGGCCUCCUCUCAAAUUUGGGUGAGAUUUCACUGGAAAACAACCAUUUCUCUGGUCCAGUUUCAGAUCAGCUUGGGCAGCUCUUGCUACAAUCAGAAGAAGGACCGCCAGCUCUCCAUACAUUGAACAUCAAAGGAAACCCUUUCCUAACUGGCACUGUUCCAUCGGAUCUCUGCAACAUUAGUGGAACCUGCAAGCCAAACAACUUGGACCCAUGUGAGGAGCCCCAUGGUUUGUUGUUUGACUGUUCCAGUGCUUUGUGCGGAUGUGAUUGCUUGUGUGAGUAG
This is a messenger RNA of Seminavis robusta, 2289 nucleotides long. NCBI's taxonomy places the organism in Eukaryota, Bacillariophyta, Bacillariophyceae, Naviculales, Naviculaceae. The record is from the annotation of a GenBank genome assembly.